Pyricularia grisea is the source of this 255-nucleotide messenger RNA. RefSeq lists its product as uncharacterized. Gene Ontology annotation, biological process: carbohydrate metabolic process. NCBI's taxonomy places the organism in Eukaryota, Fungi, Ascomycota, Sordariomycetes, Magnaporthales, Pyriculariaceae. Bases 1 to 255 code for a protein of 84 amino acids. Gene Ontology annotation, molecular function: hydrolase activity, hydrolyzing O-glycosyl compounds. The transcript has a single exon. The record is from RefSeq and is a predicted model, not a curated record.
AUGAUAUUAGAUAGGCCAGCCGUUAUUCCUAAGGUUGUAAAAGGCGCCGCCGCCGUGUUUGGCAGCUUUGGAAACGGAACCGAGGCCUUUUUGGAUGUAAUUUUUGGUAUUGCAGCCCCGGAAGGCAAACUGCCUUUUAAUUUGCCUCGUUUGCAAAAGGCCGUUAAAAAGUUAAUAGAAAACGUGCCGUUUGACAUUAAAAACCCUGUAUUUACGUUUAAACAUGGGUUACGGUACGGCAAAUACGCUAUCUAA